AUGGUGGAAGAAGCUUACCUCUCCAACUCCAGUGGGAAAAUCGUCGGGCACCUGACGUGGCCCCUCCUCGUGGCCGCCAUCCUCGCCUCCUUCGGCUCCUCCAUGCUCUACGGCUACAACCUGGCAGUGGUGAACUCGCCAACCGAGUAUAUAAAAGAUUUCUACAACGCCACCAUCCUGGAACGGUACAACCAGUCCAUGAGUGCCCACGACCUGGUGCUGCUCUAUUCGGUGACUGUCUCCAUCUUCGCUGUGGGUGGGAUGUUUGGCGCCUUGCUCGUUGGCCUGCUGGUGUCCAAGUUUGGCCAGAAGGGCACGCUGGUGUACAGCACGCUCCUGGUGUUCCUGGCCGGGCUACUGAUGGGACUCAGCAGGCUGCUGCGCUCCCCAGAAAUGGUGAUACUGGGGCGCUUCGUGACUGGAAUUCACUCAGGUAUCUCACUCAGUGUUGUCCCAAUGUACUUGGGGGAAAUCGCCCCCAAAAAUCUGCGGGGGUUCUUGGGCUUAAUCCCCACCAUCUUCAUCUGCCUGGGAGUGUUUGCUGCACAGGUGUUGGGCCUGCAGGAGGUGAUGGGGAAGGAGCAGCACUGGCCCCUGCUGCUCUCGCUGGUCGUGGUGCCUGCCCUGGUCGAACUCUUCUUCCUGCCGUGGUUCCCGGAGAGUCCCCGGUACCUGAUGAUUCAGAAGGAGGACCACACAGCCACAGUCAAAGCCCUGAUGUGGUACCGGAGUAAGUCAAGCAUGAACGUUCAGGCAGAAAUUGAGGAGAUGCAGGAAGAGCAGCGAGCCUUGGCGUCCCUGGAGACCAUCACCGUUUGGCAACUCUUGACCGAUCACUCUGUGCGCUGGCAGCUGGCCUCCAUCAUGGUGAUCAACAUUGGCAUGCAGCUAUCCGGGAUCGACGCAAUUUGGUUCUACACCAGCAUCAUAUUCGAGCACUCUGGCAUUCCCGAACCAUAUAUCCAGUACACCACCGUGGGCACAGGGGCCAUCGAAGUGCUGGCAGGACUGAUCGGGAGUUUAAUCAUCGAGAGGGUGGGGAGGCGCCCGCUUCUGAUUGGUGGUUUCAGCUUCAUGGGAUUGUCCAGUGCUGGGAUAACAAUCACGUUACUGCUUCAGGUUCCCUGGAUGCACUACGCCAGUGUCGCCUGUGUAGUGGGGAUCAUCGCCGGCUUCUGCAUCGGACCAGCGGGGGUCCCCUUCCUCAUGACGGCAGAGCUCUUCACCCAGUCCCACCGGCCGGCUGCGUACACCAUCGGAGGUUCUCUCAACUGGCUCUCCAACUUCACAGUGGGUUUUGUCUUCCCAUUCCUGCAGAUGUCUGCUGGUGCCUACUGCUACCUGGUCUUCUGCGGAGUGUGCUGGCUCGUCUGCAUCUAUGUCCACAUUGUCAUUCCCGAAACCAAGAACAAGACCUUCAUGGAGAUCAGCCAGAUGUUCUCCCUCAAACACCCGCCCAGGUCCCGUCUGUUACCCGAUGAGGUCCAGCUGAAGAAGUUCAGUGGAUACGGGACAUUAGAGUCCAGUUCUUCUUUCGUUGAGAGUUCCAGAUUUUUCUAG
Messenger RNA from Pristis pectinata (smalltooth sawfish), 1560 nucleotides. Its product is annotated as solute carrier family 2, facilitated glucose transporter member 5-like. Bases 1 to 1560 code for a protein of 519 amino acids. Lineage: Eukaryota; Metazoa; Chordata; Chondrichthyes; Rhinopristiformes; Pristidae. Gene Ontology annotation, molecular function: hexose transmembrane transporter activity. Gene Ontology annotation, cellular component: membrane. The record is from RefSeq and is a predicted model, not a curated record. Gene Ontology annotation, biological process: monosaccharide transmembrane transport. The transcript is spliced from 12 exons.